CACUCCAGCCAGGCGACCUUAUCCUGCAAUGGCCUGAGUACUGCCAGUGAUAGAUAAAUACCCUAAGAAAUCCGAGCGAAACUGUUUCUUCUUUCAAUCCUUCCAACAAGAUCGACUCAACUUUCCUAGUACCGUUCACCUGGUGCUUGAACUACCAAGAUACUCACUUGUAUUUCAUUCUCAAGCCCAACAACACCACCUACCAAACAGAUGUGUAUACUUCCACCAUCUCGCCCAUGGAAGACCACCUUCUCCGAUCCCCGGGAAGCUUGUACCAAAACAUGGUUCAGAUGUCUACGAUCCAUGGAAACAACCUGGCAGGUCUUUGUCCAAACAGCGAGUAUCCGUCCACGGACCCAACCGACCCCUUUCGACAUGGCUUCGUACCUACUACCCAAGCGAACAAUGGCAACAUGGAGGGACACCACUCCGUCUAUGAUCAUAUGCCAAGCUCUGGAACUUAUCAGCCAGUCCAACAGCUAGACAUGGCUGUUCCUGUUCAGAUGCCACAAUACGACGUGACAAGAUCGCGUCAUGUGUUGCAGCAAUUCCCAUUUCCCGCCCAACUUCCAUCCACCAACGACAGCGGCCUCAUAAGGAACCAAGGCAGUAGCAAUCGAGACCAAAACAGGCACCAACGCCUCGACUCUUUCCGAUGUGGAUGGUCAGGAUGUCACUAUGACCGCCCUUUCCGCCGCAAGGUAGACCUUAUGCGUCAUAUUGAAGGUCAGCAUGUAUCUCCAAGCUCAUAUAGGUGUGCGUGGUGUCAGCGGACAUUCAACCGUAGAGACAACUUGGGCGAGCAUCGGCGGAGAGUUCAUGGUGUGUUUGGCCUCUAGAUACUAAGCAAGGGUAAACGCCGGACGGAUAAUUCCGCAAACGUGGCGCCAAUUUCAGCUAAGCCUGCUUGGUUGAUAUAUAUCAUCUCGUUCGCUUCUCUCGGGUCUCUU
This is a messenger RNA of Aspergillus sclerotioniger CBS 115572, 950 nucleotides long. RefSeq lists its product as uncharacterized. The transcript has 2 exons. Lineage: Eukaryota; Fungi; Ascomycota; Eurotiomycetes; Eurotiales; Aspergillaceae. The record is from RefSeq and is a predicted model, not a curated record. Bases 237 to 839 code for a protein of 200 amino acids.